AUGUCUGCCAGCCGCACCAAGUGGAGUGAUGUGGAGGAAGCCCUCCUUAUGGAGGUAUACCCUCAGAGUAGGGUUGCUGGUGGAAAUCUCGGUUGGGGGGAGAUUGCAGCUCUCAUGAACGCAAAUGCUGCAUCUCGUGGGAUUGAGGUUCUCCGAACCUUCCGUGAGAAUACGGUUCGUUCCCACUGGAACGAUCGCGUAGAUCUGGUCAGUAUUUCCGCAAUUUCUACACCUCGAAUCGGUCAUCUAACAAGUCAACAGCUGUUGGCGAGAUAUGGAAAUGGCGGACGGGUUGCUGGUUUUGCUGCUGGUGCUCCCUCCUCCUCCAGCGGCAGUUCUUCUGCUUUCAACUCCCGCGAAAGCACCAUGGAGCCUCCCUCUCGUUCUGCUUUCCGUGUUGCGGUUGCUGCCUCCAAUGCGCCAGCCAUCAACCACCAUCCCGACGGACCUCCAGGUUGGGUCGAAGGGCCUGUUUUGCUGCGUGGUAUGUCCAAUAUGUCCUCCAAACAUCUGGUAAUCAAUGCUAACUUCGACAAAUAAAAGCUCCGUUUUCUGGCUGGACUCCAAUCAACCAAGGAGCUCGCCCCUCUGCUGCCAGCCCCUAUCCUGCCAUAUACCAUAGAAGCCAAAGCGUCGAUGCCGAGAACCCUUCCAUGCCAACAUCAAAGUCUUCUCGUGAAAGCGAGAAUGUGUCUUCCGGCGGCGGAAUGACCGAACAGGAGGAGAGUAUAGGGGCAGAGGGAGGAGGUAGUCAGAAGAGUGAGAGAAUUGAAUCAUCUGCGGAUGAGGGCGUCUCAGACUUAGAGGCAGAAGAGCCAAAGAGAAACAGAAGAUCCAAGAAGCAGAAGACAGCUGGCUUAUUAGAAAUGUUUGAUAUCUGA
Molecule: messenger RNA, 881 nt
Organism: Hymenoscyphus albidus
Lineage: Eukaryota; Fungi; Ascomycota; Leotiomycetes; Helotiales; Helotiaceae
Source: the annotation of a GenBank genome assembly